GGGUCUCCUUAAUGGAAAACCUAAACUCUUUGAUUUCUUCCAUAAUCGAUAAUCGCUUCUUCCCUCCACCUUCUUACCUGUGUGUGAGACUGUACAGAGUUUGAGAAUGGGGUUUUUCGAUCUUAAUAUACCCUACACUGAAUCCAACAAGCGGAACCCUACCACCGAAAAAUCGAUACGAUUGAAACUCGCCGUCAAAGCCAUGGAAUUGGGUUACACCGGAGUUGCAUACAACCGUACUAUUACCGGAGUAAUGUCGGAAGCAGACCGUUGUUCAAUCUCUUUGUUCCCUCUUUCUUCUGUUCUCAAGGUCUCUCCUUCUAUCUCCACCUCUGUAAACCUUCACCGCCGCCUCCUCAAUGUUCCAACCUCCACACCCUUCCGUCAAUACACUCGUCUCACGGUUGUUGUUGAUACACCCGCACAAGGAUCAGCUCUUAAUUCUGGCAACCCGGUUCUUAAAACUUAUGACAUUGUUGCUGUGAGACCCUUGAAACAGGACGCCUUCGAUCAAGCUUGUAAAAAUUACGAGGUGGAUAUAAUUUCCAUUGAUUUUUCAGAGAAUCGUUUUCGAUUGAAGCAACCCUUGAUUAAGGCUGCAAUCGAGAGAGGAGUAUAUUUUGAAAUUACAUACUCAGGUCUUGUUCUGGAUGCUCAGUUGAGAAGACAAAUGAUAUCCAAUGCCAAGGUGUUGGUGGAUUGGACACGUGGAAAAAACCUAAUUUUUUCAAGUGCUGCUCCUUCUGUAACUGAACUUAGAGGACCACAUGAUGUUGCAAAUCUUGCAUCUCUACUUGGUUUAUCAAUGGAACGUGCUAAAGCUUCUGUUUCAAGAACAUGUAGAUCUCUACUUGAAAACAGUUUAAGAAAGAAGAAAUUCUACAAAGAGGCGAUAAGGGUUGAGUUAAUCACAACUGAUAUUGAGGGAGCUGGUUUUGAUGACUGGCUUAAGUGGGACCCAAUCUCUAGUGGUGAAGGUGAUUUGCAAAUUGAUGACAUGGCAAAGUCAUUUGCAGCCUCAAGUAAAGAAUCAAAAACUGUUAAAGCCAUUGAUUUUGUUUCAGUCAUUGAUGGAUUGUCAUCACAUGGAUUGCACAUUAAGGACAUGGUAUCUGAAACAAAAUUAGAGUCAUAUCAUCCUAUUGAAAAUAGUCAGACUUCAUUGAUGGAGGCUCAGGAGAAAGGAGAAAAUGAAAAGUUUGAAACUGUUGAAGUUUUGGCUAAUGUUGAGGGAGGUGAAACUUGUGCUAUGAUUAUAGAAGAAGUGAAUAAGAUACCAAGUGAUGAGGCUAUAUUAGAAGCAAAUGUCAGUAAAUGUGAAGAAGUUGACAAAUUUUCUUGUGAUGCAUCUUUGUGUGAAGAGUUUUUGGAAGAAGAACACAUGAAGGAUGCAAGAGAUGUGAUAGCUACACCUGUUAGUUCAUCUUUGCCCUUGUGUAGUGUAUCUUUGAAUGAAGAUGUUUUAGAAGAAGAAUUGAGUGUAAUGGGGGAAAAUGUUUCAGUUGCAGCUUCCAAUACUUUGGCCACUUUAAGGUCUCAUGAUGAGUUGGAACAUAUCGAUGGUAAUUCAGUUGUUCAUGAGCCAUUGGAAGAUAUAUCAAUGGAAGUCCAAGAAGAAGUCAAAGAGCAUAGUCAAAUCAAUCAUUUUUAUGCACAAGAGUCUUCAUCAGAGAAAGUUAGAAGAAAGCAAGGGAGUUCACAUGGAUCCACAUCAUUUCCUUUUAAGCGCUUGUUGAGAACUUCACAUUUCAAGAAAUCUCGGAAGCACAAAACAAAGAGCAAAAUUUUGAGUCUAAGCGAACUUAUCGGAUGAGAUCUGACAUCUAAGAAAGUUCCCAAUUUUGACUUUUUUAUUUGAAAAUUUUGACCAUUAGAUCAUGUUAGUGUGUUAUUAUAUGAACUUGUGCUUGAUGGUUCAAUAUCAAUAGCAUGUGUUGAUCGCUUACUAUUGAAAAUUGAGUAUGUCUUUUUACUAUAAUUUGAUUUGAUCAUAUUCAUUUAUACUAUGUAAUCAUUUUUAGUAUGUGAGUCCUUAUUUUACUAUGAGGAGAUAUGAAAAUGUUUGUA
Lactuca sativa (garden lettuce) is the source of this 2067-nucleotide messenger RNA. It is a transcript of the gene GAF1, whose product is annotated as Polymerase/histidinol phosphatase-like protein. The record is from RefSeq and is a predicted model, not a curated record. Gene Ontology annotation, biological process: tRNA processing. Gene Ontology annotation, cellular component: nucleolar ribonuclease P complex. Gene Ontology annotation, molecular function: RNA binding. Lineage: Eukaryota; Viridiplantae; Streptophyta; Magnoliopsida; Asterales; Asteraceae.